Molecule: messenger RNA, 1424 nt
Organism: Cervus elaphus (red deer)
Lineage: Eukaryota; Metazoa; Chordata; Mammalia; Artiodactyla; Cervidae
Gene: RAB20
Product: RAB20, member RAS oncogene family
Exons: 2
Coding region: 263-973 (236 amino acids)
Biological process (GO): intracellular protein transport
Cellular component (GO): endomembrane system
Molecular function (GO): GTPase activity; GTP binding
Source: RefSeq, a predicted model, not a curated record
GGCCGACCGCCCUGGACCCGGGACUGGCCGCCUCUGCCGGGACACUGAGGUGGGCGUCGGGCUGGUUCCCAGCUCCGGCCCAGCGCCGAGCCGCGCUUUCUCUCCCGCGUUCCCAGGCGUCCGGAAGGGAGGGUCCCCGCGAGUCCGCCUCUCCGCCAGUCCCGAGUCGGAGCAGCCUCGGGACGUCCGGCGGCUCCAGCCGCGUCCCGGGCGCACGGGCCAGGAGAGCGUCGGGGAGCGGAGGGGUGCCACCUACGGGAAGAUGAGGAAGCCCGACGGGAAGAUCGUUCUUUUGGGGGACAUGAACGUGGGCAAGACGUCGCUGCUCCAGAGGUACAUGGAGCGGCGCUUCCCGGACACGGUCAGCACGGUGGGCGGCGCCUUCUACCUGAAGCAGUGGCGCUCCUACAACAUCUCUAUCUGGGACACUGCAGGCCGGGAGCAGUUCCACGGCCUGGGCUCCAUGUACUGCCGGGGGGCGGCCGCGGUCAUCCUCACCUACGACGUGAACCACGCCCAGAGCCUGCUCGAGCUGGAGGACCGGUUCCUGGGCCUGACGGACACGGCCAGCGCCGACUGCCUCUUCGCCGUCGUGGGCAACAAGGUGGACCUGAGUGAGGAGGCGCCCGGGGAGGGCGGCCAGGGAGGAGAACAUGGCCCCGGGCAGGCGGGCGGCGGUGGCGGCUGCCUGGCCCCCCGGCUGUCCAAGCAGGUGCAGCUGGAGGACGCAGUGGCCUUUUACAAGAAGAUCCUCAAGUACAAGAUGCUGGACGAGAAGGACGUGCCGGCCGCUGAGCAGAUGUGCUUCGAGACGAGCGCCAAGACCGGCAAGAAUGUGGACCUGUUGUUUGAAACGGUGUUCGACAUGGUGGUGCCCGUGAUCCUGCGGCAGAGGGCCCAGGGCCCGCCGCAGACCGUCGACGUCGCCAGCGCCCCGCCGCCUGCACGGACCAGAUCCGGGUGCUGCUCCUGACGCGCCCCGGCCCGGCCCCGGGCACCCGGGUGGCCUGAGGAGCCGAUCGGGGGUCACUCGGUAGGACUGCACAUGGAGGAGGGGCCGGGAGGAAGCGCCAGCCAGUCCCCGAGACCAGGGCCGUGUGACCGGGCCUCCGCGUCCAUCGCCGCCCCGGGAGGUGGGGAGCAGACGGAUCGUCCGGAGGAGCCACCUGCAGAGCCAGCGUCCCCUCGCUGCCCCGUCCUAACACCUGGCCUCUGACACGUGUCCCCUGGUCUCCGCACCUGCGUGACCCUCCAAGGUUCCUCGUCACUGUGAUUUACCUUUGAUCCAGCCGUUCGGUACUUGUAUCUUGAUGCCUCGAAACGAUUCUUGACAAGUGUUAAUUUAUAUAAAAUCAGGAAUCGCUGUUUUUAUAUUGUUUGCAGCAUUGUGAGCCACUUUCUUAUUAAAAAUUAUUUUAAGAAGA